CACGCAGUGAACCUGAGGGGAACACUUCUGCCUAAUCCCGCACCAGAUUUAGCCUCCACAAUCAACCGAAGAACCGGUGAGGACGCGGUAAGAACCGGACAGUUAGGGGAAAGGGGGGCACUGAGGAGGCGUGCGGGGGUCCGCCUCUCUACGGGACGUCCCGACUCCACGGAGCGCGUCGGGUUUUUUGUUUUUGAAACCUUUAAUCGUCUGCGUGUGUCUCAAGUGGGACUCUAUGAUUUUGAGGACUUGUCGCAUUAAUGGACUCCUAACCCGAUGAUGACGAUGAGUUCCAUGUCGGACAGCCUGGCCGGCGGAGACCCGUCCAAGUCGGCCUUCCUGGAGUUCGGCGGACACGGGUACCCGGGACACCCGGGACAUCAGCAGCCGUCGCCCGGGUUGUCCCACAACCACUACCCGGUGCACAGUCUGCACGGGGUGGGGCCCGCGCAAUCCCACGAGAGUCCGUUCCCCACCGGGACCUCGUCCUACGGACGCCCGCUGGGAUACCCAUACCACGGCGGCGUGAGCGCGCACCACCCCGGCGCAUACCUGCCCUAUCAGCAGGGCGGCCACGGGGGCGCGCUGGGCCACUCCAGGCUCGACAGUCAUGAGCACGAGAAGCCGACCGCGGUGAUCGAGAACGGGGAGGUCCGGCUAAACGGGAAGGGCAAGAAGAUCCGCAAGCCUCGGACCAUCUACUCGAGCCUGCAGCUUCAGGCGUUGAACCAGCGCUUCCAGCAGACCCAGUACCUCGCCCUGCCCGAGAGGGCCGACCUGGCGGCCAAGCUUGGCCUCACCCAGACGCAGGUUAAAAUAUGGUUCCAGAACAAGCGGUCUAAAUACAAGAAGAUCAUGAAGAACGGGCCGUGCGGACCGGAGGGAGACCACCUGCACCCCCCUCCGUCCGCGUCGCCUUGUUCCCCGGGGAUGGGUCCGCCGCUGUGGGAGCAGCCCAUGGCGAGCAAGGGGGGCGCGCCGUCGGGUCACCCCGGGGCAGGAUACAUGAACACUUUCGGACACUGGUACCCCGGGCACCAUCAGGACUCGAUGCCGAGGACUCAGAUGAUGUGACGCGCAUUGUGGACCUAUGGAUUUGGAGUCCCGUUUCUAAACCUCAGACUUUGAAUAUUUUCAUUUCCUUUUUUAUGCAGUUUUCUAUUGAUGUAUUUUGGGGCCCAAUGAGUUAUAUGCAGGCCGAUAUGUCGAUAUUUGUUGGUCCACUUUAUUUUAUUUGUCGAAGCACGUCGUUUUUCAGCCUUCUCUGUUUACUGCAAUGAAUUCAACCGCCUUCGCAAUAUCGAAGGAUCAAUUUGCCAAAAUGAAAUGGGCUUUGGGUCAAAUAUUUUUUUUAAAUAAACGCCAAUCAUAUAUAGGUA
This is a messenger RNA of Gadus macrocephalus (Pacific cod), 1379 nucleotides long. RefSeq names its product homeobox protein Dlx4a-like. The coding region runs from base 277 to 1074 and encodes 265 amino acids. The transcript is spliced from 3 exons. Gene Ontology annotation, biological process: cell differentiation; negative regulation of transcription by RNA polymerase II; embryo development. Lineage: Eukaryota; Metazoa; Chordata; Actinopteri; Gadiformes; Gadidae. Gene Ontology annotation, molecular function: DNA-binding transcription factor activity, RNA polymerase II-specific; RNA polymerase II cis-regulatory region sequence-specific DNA binding. The record is from RefSeq and is a predicted model, not a curated record.